UAGACGUGACCGUUCCAGGAACGCAAAGUGAAGUGCCAACCCAACAAUGAGGACAUCGUUCGUAGUGGUGCUGCUGGCGCUGGCAGCGCUGGCAAGUGGUGCCGAAGACGCUAGCCCUCGCAUCACCGGUGGAACUCAAACCCUGCCCGGACAAUUCCCAUCGGCCGUCAUUCUCGAGACACCGUACCAGCCCCAGAACUGUAUGGGAACGGUGGUAAACCGACAGCACGUCCUGACGGCGGCCGUUUGUGUCAUGAAUCCGACCAGCUUCGUGAUGAUUAACCCCUUCUGGCUGCGUAUCGUUGCCGGAGACAUUAACGUGGUGCCCGUUUCGGUGCGUCGCCUUGUCCGCGAUGUAAGCCGCGUUUACGUCCAUCCGAACUACAACCGGCUGACGGACAGUAACAAUUUGGCGGUGCUGCGUGUUUCGGAACCGUUCCCCGAGUUCCACAAUACGAUCGAGCCGGCUCUGCUGAACGUCAACAUGCUGCCCGAUAAUACGCAAUGUCAGUUUGCUGGUUGGGGUGCGACCACCGAUACGGUGACGGCUGUCGUUCGUCCACAGCAGUUCCUGGUGACGGCUCCGAUCCUUGCGACCGCUUCGUGUAAUGCACCGGCCGUCCACAACAAUCGCGUUCAGCAGACGAUGAUCUGUGCCGGUGCGCUGGCUGCCAACGCGAACACCGUUUGCCGCGGAAACCUCGGUGGUGGUCUGUACUGCAACGGACGCCUGACCGGUGUUCUGUCGUUCGGACUGACCUGUGGACUGGCUAACCGUCCCGGGGUGUACAUGGAUGUGCGACAGUUCACGAACUGGAUCGAGGCUCAGUUCACGCGUACGGAUAAUCCACCACCGGGCUGGGUUCCACCGCAGCCACUGUAAGUUGAAGGCCACAGGAAAAAGGGUGGCCGCACACAGUAGCCAGCAUCAUGUUCCAUCAAGCAUUGUAAUAAAUCUUCUA
Molecule: messenger RNA, 962 nt
Organism: Anopheles aquasalis
Lineage: Eukaryota; Metazoa; Arthropoda; Insecta; Diptera; Culicidae
Product: serine protease 1
Biological process (GO): proteolysis
Molecular function (GO): serine-type endopeptidase activity
Source: RefSeq, a predicted model, not a curated record